AUGGUCUCUGGCGAACGCCUCAACAGAGCGAACCCCGAGCAACAUUUACAUUCACCUGUGCAUACAGUAGAAUUAAAGAAUGAGAGUUCGGGAAACUCAUUGGAAUGUGCAUACUCAAGCAGCGGGAGUACAGUGGCCCAGAAAAGGAAGGAAAGGCUCGUAUCAAUUAGCAGGUAUUGGAAAUUUUCAAAAGCACUAUCGAAAAACGUGAUAUCGGCUAUGUUGUUCGGCCUCCAUUUGAAGAGCGACAUGGUCAUCGACCAGAUAACAGAGCUCUGGUAUUACGUCGUUUAA
Molecule: messenger RNA, 294 nt
Organism: Haemonchus placei
Lineage: Eukaryota; Metazoa; Nematoda; Chromadorea; Rhabditida; Trichostrongylidae
Source: the annotation of a GenBank genome assembly